Messenger RNA from Bursaphelenchus okinawaensis, 520 nucleotides. Lineage: Eukaryota; Metazoa; Nematoda; Chromadorea; Rhabditida; Aphelenchoididae. The record is from the annotation of a GenBank genome assembly.
AUGGCUAAGAAUGUGAACGAUAUGAGUUAUAAGAAGGUGGAUGUCGAUGCGUUGGACCCAGAUAAGAGAAAGGAAGAAUAUCAGCCUGAUUAUCUUUGUCAAGGCCCAGGAAACGGGCCAAACGAAGAAACAGUCAAGAAGCUGCUACAGUCCAGCAAACACCUAGAAGCCCUGAAAGCUGUGUUAGAAGAUCCUCCACUGAACUCUAACGAUCAGGUAAUCAUUAACUUAUCAUAGCCUAUUCUACUAUUUAUAUCGUCUCUUCUAGGCACUGAAAAACAAAGUAUCUACCCUUGUUCUUAACGUGCUCACAAACUUCAAAACGUCCGAGAUCGACGGUGCCGUGAAGACAUUGGACUCAGAUCAAGUAGCUCUUCUGAUAAGAUAUGUUUACAAAGGAAUGGAGCUAUUGGUCGAUUCUCAGACUAGCCAGAUUCUUUGUGCAUGGCACGCUCAGCUUUUCAGCGUUGGAGGAUACGGUAUUAUAACUCAGGUAUUGACAGCAAGAAACCGGCUUUAA